AUGUCGACUUCACAUCAUAAUUUGAAAAAUGGAUUUGUGCCAGAGGAUCAUGUUAACGAACUGGGUGUUUUUAUUCAGAAACACGGUCCUCAGUUGGCUGGAAUCCCAGAAAAAUAUUGGGCAUCCCUUUAUUACAAACUUACCGAACAGGUCUUUGAUGCAGGUAAUGUCUUCAAGAUUCUGAAGAUUGUUUCUGAAAAUGACUCCGAUGACAAUGAAGAAGAAAAGAGUGAAGAAAGAAUUGACAGAAUGUCUGCUGAGCCGACCUUUAGCUGGAAAGUAGUCUUGGAUUCAGCCAAGCCACUCAAAGUGGCUCAACCUGAGCACAUCUACCUGAUUGACCACUCAUGGACCUACUGGCCUAAAGAUGCUCGAGCCCACCUUCAACAGAUUCCUAGUCUUCUAGAACGAAUGUCCAGUUUGAUGGACAUCAAUGCAGAUGAUCUAACUAAGGAGGGUCUCACUGAGCAAGUCCUCAAUAAGAUGUGGUCGUACAACCAAGUCUACAGUUUUGGUCACUUACAGAUGGGAUCAGAUGAUGCUAUGCCCGUUUGGUAUAUAAUGGAUGAAUUUGGCUCUAAAAUCCAACAUUCUGAUGACCCCUCAUUCAAAAUCGCUCCAUUUUACCAUGUAACUGAGCAGUUGUGCUAUACUGUUCUUUGGCCACUAAAAGAUUUGGAUGUUGGAGAUGAGGUGACUCGUGACUACAUACAAAGGGAAUUACCUUCCUUGGAACGGAGAUGUUGUCUCCUCCCUUGGCAACCUGCAGACAUGACAUCUAUUGAUUUCUUCCAUACUGAACCCGAGGAUGACUACUUCAAGGUUUACCUAAAUCCCUUUUUCUAUCAUCAAAAAAAACUCUCUUUAUUUUCACUGUCUUCUUUUUAUAACUUCUCUCUUAAAUGUUUUAGAUGA
Molecule: messenger RNA, 915 nt
Organism: Acanthosepion pharaonis
Lineage: Eukaryota; Metazoa; Mollusca; Cephalopoda; Sepiida; Sepiidae
Source: the annotation of a GenBank genome assembly